AUGCGAGUCACUUCUCAUUCCGUUGUCCCGCGCGACAUCACCGAAGAGUUUACAGCCGCGGCCUCAAAGUUAAACACCGGUCAACUCGUCAAAGAUGAAUACUUUACGCUAUUCGAGGCAGUGGGUGCGCUGGAGAUUAUGGACUCGAAAAUGGACAGCGGAUACCUGGGCCCCGGAGAAAACCAUACGCAAGCUUUAGAGGACGACUACGAUAUUAUGCGGGAGCUAGCUCCGGAGGAGGUGAUAGGGAUCAUGGAUGAAUUGCUCUGCCACGAGAUGGCAUGGCACAUGGGACAUCCCCUCUCGCAGACCCUCUUCACAUCCAUCUACCUCGAUAAACUAUUAUGGCCCGUGCCCAAGUCCCUGGAAGAGGCUAGUUUCGACCGUCACAACGCUGCCCGGGAGAAAGGUGAAUCGGACAUGGUCCAUCUGGUGUUGCGCGCAUACUGUCUUGCGCUCGUCAAAUGCUGUGAUUUUGUCCAUUCGCGGGUGACAGCUGAGUACUACUACGAGGAGGAGGACUUUGUGACCCAACUAUACAACCGCAGUCUACUGUCACAGUUCGACGUACAAUAUUUCACCGACUUGCUGGAUCGUGCACUCUCUUGGCUCGAUGACCAGGAGGGGACCAUCGAUUGGAAGCUAAGAGAAGCGAUCAAACUCCGGCUUACGUUUCGGCGUGACUUUCUUCUCGGGCUAAAUCAGGAUGUCGAUGUGAUGGAAACGCGGACCACCCACCACUUCACGUCUUGUUUAUCCCAACUAGACCCAAUAACGAAGACGAUCACCUUAGGCACACUGGUACCUGAGGCCUUCAGCUGGAAAAUCCAGCGUAAACUGGCUAGUACCGUGCCUCCUCGGCCGAUGGUGAAGAUCAGCUCUGACGAUGCGCUGGCGCAUCUGAAACGGUUGUGCCAGGACGCCAUCGAUCUACUGGAGCUAUUAGACUACCGGGGGCCGUAUAACUUCAAGGUGGCUAUCUGGACGUUGCUGUCUCGAAAACCUCAGCCUUCUGUGUACAUCAGAUCCCUUCUCCAGACGGUGAUUGUGAACGUGGUGAACAACAACACCACCAUCCUCGGAACGUCACCGGCGAAGCAAUUUCUAUACGAUGAGCUUGGGGAGAUCGUUCUCCCGACCAGCACCCUCCUACAAGCCAACACAGAUGAUACAGAAAUGCCGACCGAUCCUCGUUUCCAGAUAGCCCAGCACAUGGAUGCCUUUGCGAAGCGUUUCGCGCCGGCCUUCAUAGACACGUUUCGAAGUGCGUGUCUGAACCGCUGUCGCAUUCGCCGAACGGUCUGCCACACCAUCGUUGACUGGGACAACCUGCAGAUGGAGGCUGAAGACCUCGAUGAACAGCUUCGCACACUAAGCAGCGAGUCUCCCUUGGUGCUACAAAACGGCGACGCGGCCUAUUCAUACCCGCUCAGCAGCUGGGCCUACCAUCAGAAACUGAGCCAAUUCCGACUGGUCCUACAACUGGGCUUCGAACUGUCGAUAUAUUCCCCGGAAGAGCUCCCCGGAAUGUACUGGUACCUAUCGCACAUCUGCUCAACCCAUCUCGGUCACAUCGACCGCAUCCGGACCUUCACCGUCGCCACGGCGAAACGCAACUUGACCGCGCUCGCGGGAAAGAACCACCAGGCGGUCGAACGGCACGGCGUCCUACAAAAAUCGCUCCGACUUCUCGAGCGCAUUACGACGCAGAUCGUCGCCGUCGACGCCUUUGCCAUCGCGCUGCAUGCGCUGUACGUUCUCCUGGCGCGCCAUGGGGUUCUCCCGACCGCCUCGUCGACCCAGGCAUACUCGGACGACCGGCUCCGCUACGAACUGCGCAUGAAGCCCUUCAUUCCCAUCACCCUGCCGGAACUCGUACCCUACGAGGAAUACCGGCGCGAAGCCAUGCUGGACGGCGACAGCGACGCGACUGUGGUGGAGCGCGCGACGAAAGCCAUUUCGGAGGCGCGCAAAGCAUGGGAAGCGACGCUGGCGAACGGCGCCUUCGUCAUGGAUGUCGACGACGACGACGACGCGGGGGAUCAACGGCGGGCGAUCGAAGAUGAUUGGAAACAGGAGGUGAAGAACACGAUGCGCGCGUGCAUCGGGGCCAGCAUCGCCAUCGAGACAGUGAAAAAUGCGCUGGAGAUGCACGGGCCAACCGGAGGCCCUGAAACCGCUAACGCCUCGAACCGGCUCUGUCUCCAGGUUGACAUCCCCGAGACAGGGUCCAAGACACGUUGGCAUGAUUGGUGGGCGGUUCCCCAGGUGUCACCGAUUGCAUCGUCCUAG
Aspergillus tanneri is the source of this 2292-nucleotide messenger RNA. RefSeq names its product N-alpha-acetyltransferase 35, NatC auxiliary subunit. The coding region runs from base 1 to 2292 and encodes 763 amino acids. Gene Ontology annotation, cellular component: NatC complex. Gene Ontology annotation, biological process: N-terminal peptidyl-methionine acetylation. The record is from RefSeq and is a predicted model, not a curated record. NCBI's taxonomy places the organism in Eukaryota, Fungi, Ascomycota, Eurotiomycetes, Eurotiales, Aspergillaceae. The transcript has 8 exons.